Eremothecium cymbalariae DBVPG#7215 is the source of this 360-nucleotide messenger RNA. RefSeq names its product mitochondrial 37S ribosomal protein bS16m (gene MRPS16). The record is from RefSeq and is a predicted model, not a curated record. The transcript has a single exon. Gene Ontology annotation, cellular component: ribosome; mitochondrial small ribosomal subunit. Lineage: Eukaryota; Fungi; Ascomycota; Saccharomycetes; Saccharomycetales; Saccharomycetaceae. Gene Ontology annotation, biological process: mitochondrial translation. Gene Ontology annotation, molecular function: structural constituent of ribosome. The coding region runs from base 1 to 360 and encodes 119 amino acids.
AUGACUAAAGGGUUGGUGAGAAUAAGAUUAGCUAGGUUUGGUAGAAAGCAUUCUCCAAUUUACAACAUUGUUGUAGCAAACUCGCAUAAAGCCACUCAUAGAAAACCAAUAGAAGUGAUCGGAACUUAUAAUCCAAUUCCUAAACCGUUAACAAAGAAGGAAAUUAGAGAAGGUGUGAUGCCUGUGAAGGAUAUUGAAUUGGAUUUUCAGAGAACUAAGUAUUGGAUUGGUGUCGGGGCACAGCCUAGUGAAACCGUAACAAGAUUGUUGAAGAAAUGCGGAGUCUUGAGUCCUGAAUGGGGAAAGCAAUAUGGUUCAAGCAGAGAGGUGGUUGCAGCUAGACAGGAAGUUAUUGAAUGA